AACAGAAAAUGCCCAAGAGUUUGGCAAAUCUGGAAUAAAAGGGACAUGUCAGUUAUGAAGUAAAAGCAAAAUGAAUGAGUGACUCAAAUGAAGAUGCACCCCACUUCACCCCUUCUCUCCGCUCACUUUGUCUCCCGCAGCGCCCGCCAACACUUCCCGCAUCUGGCAGUGCAGUGCGUUGGUUCUGGCUCUGGUCUGUUUUCUGCUGUUAGUGGGACUGGCAAUUUUAGCAAGCAUGUGUAUGUAUUUCCCAUAUUUUGACUGGGUGGGGACAUGCAUAGAAUCACAUGAGUUUUGCAACCAAACUUUCCUCUUGAAGUUAAGGCUUUGGAGUGAUUAGAGGCCAUAGGCCCACAGAACACACUGGCAAUUCUGCACUUAAUCUCUCUCCCUGAUUCCUAUAAAGUGACCGCACCCCUAUAUCUUUAAUAUUUUAGUAUGAUUUCAGCAAAAAGGAAGUGGUGGUUGUUUGAGGGAAUAAAAUGCUUAAUCUUCUGUCUUGUUUGCUAUGGAGUUUAUAUAAAUUUCAACAUGCAAAUGGAAAAACUGGACAAACUACAGAGUUUCAAAGAAGAACUUCAGAGCAAUCUUUCUCUACAACUGAUACAGAACAUGAAUAGUUCUGUGAAGAUCAAGAACCUCUCUAACAUGCUGCAAGAAAUGGCUACCAAAUUAUGCUAUCAACUAUAUACCAAAAAAAUAGAACACAACUGUAAACCGUGCCCAAGGAAGUGGUUGUGGCAUGAAGACAGCUGUUACUUACUAAGACGUGAGUAUAAAACAUGGAAAAUGAGUGAAAAGGAAUGCCAGGCUCUAAAUGCCAGUCUGUUGAAGAUUAAGAAAAAAAGCGUAUUGGAUUUUAUCAACUCCCACGGGAUGAAUUACAUUUGGCUAGGAUUAUCCCCCACAGAAAAUCCUAUAAACAAUAAAUAUUUUGAUGAGACAAUUAUCUCCUCUGACUGGUUAAUAAACACCACAAGUGACAUCAGCGAUAAGAUGUAUUGUGGAUAUAAAUAUAAUGACUAUCUUUAUUAUACAUCUUGUGUUGAAACCCGUUAUUAUUUUGUAUGUGAGAAACUGGCUAAUCCAGUGAAGAUUGAGAAUACAUUGAGUGACUAACCAGAUGGAACUAUGUAGUUAGUGCUCUUAUUUUGUUUCAGUUACUAUCCUGCAAUUAAAGACAACUUUAUGCAACAUACCUCUGUGGACCAGACAAGUGGAAUAAAGAUGCUGAGAGACUAACUUUCUCUCCUAAUACUUCAUAUUUUUCCAUUUCUUUUUUGUCCUGAUCUCACGAGUAAAAGGAGAUAAUGAGGAAAUAUUUUAGCAUCUAGAGACAGGCCUGAUAUAAUGCUGAGUGUAAAUACAGAAUUUUGGCUGAAGGAUAUAGAAAACCAGACAUCCCUGAUGGUGUAAGGGAUUAAGUCUCAGCACUAUGAAGCUAUCCACAUCCACUGCAUACAAGUUUGAUCCCUGGCUAGGGAGCUG
Condylura cristata (star-nosed mole) is the source of this 1488-nucleotide messenger RNA. It is a transcript of the gene CLEC12A, whose product is annotated as C-type lectin domain family 12, member A. Gene Ontology annotation, molecular function: signaling receptor regulator activity. The record is from RefSeq and is a predicted model, not a curated record. NCBI's taxonomy places the organism in Eukaryota, Metazoa, Chordata, Mammalia, Eulipotyphla, Talpidae. Bases 439 to 1119 code for a protein of 226 amino acids. The transcript is spliced from 5 exons.